This is a messenger RNA of Oryza sativa Japonica Group (Japanese rice), 2144 nucleotides long. RefSeq names its product cleavage stimulating factor 64. NCBI's taxonomy places the organism in Eukaryota, Viridiplantae, Streptophyta, Magnoliopsida, Poales, Poaceae. The record is from RefSeq and is a predicted model, not a curated record. Gene Ontology annotation, molecular function: mRNA binding. Gene Ontology annotation, cellular component: mRNA cleavage and polyadenylation specificity factor complex.
GAUGCAUCGAACAAACUCCGUACUAUUCAACUGUUUGAUGCUUUCCACCGUCCAGAUGUUGCAAAUUAAGUGCUUCAUAUGCUCUUUAUUUUUUAGAAAUUUAAUAAUUUAGCAAUUGUUUUUGUUAAUUUACUUGAACGGAUACUAAUGAAGAUGAUACUACGUAAGAUCAUCUAAAUGCAUAAAAGUGAAUUAGGAUAUCAGAUAAUCGAGACCUAAUUUAAAAGUACAAAAUAGGGUCGGAUCAAAUACUUCCAACGUGUUGAAACAUCUGGAAACGUGUUGAAAGUUCACGAAUCGAACCCAACGCGUUCGUACUCGCCACCGACUCAGAAGUCGGAAAUUAAACUACUCCUUGUAUAGAAAAAUCGAAAGGCUUUUCAGAUUCAAUCAUCAAACCAAACCUGUUCGAUCGACUUCGCCCCGGUUCGAAGUUCGCCCGCCAUGGCCGCCGUGUCGUGCCGGUGCAGCAGCGUGGUGUUCGUCGGCAACGUCUCGUACCGGGCCACCGAGGCGGAGCUCCGCGACGCGUGCGAGGAGAUCGGCCCCGUCGAGUCGCUCCGCCUCGCCGUCGACGAGGACGCCGGCAACCGGCGGAGGGGCUUCGCGUUCGUCGAGUACCUCGACGACGAGACCGCCCGCAGCGCGUGCCGCAACCUCGACCGCCGCGCCCUCCGCGGCCGCGCGCUCCGCGUCGACCUCGCCGACCUGGGCUGCGGCGGCGGCGGGGGCGAGACGGACUAGCCAGUGGGCGUCGAGGACGCCACGCACGCGGCGUCGCUCGUCAACGGCGCGCCACCCAGCGCCGCCGUCACGGCGUACCUCGCCGGGCUGAACCGGCGGCAGCUGCGCGAGACGGUGGACGCGGUGGAGGCGCAGGGGGACGCCGCCGUGGAGGAGAUGAAGCGGGCGUACGCGGGGCUCGCCACGCUGCUCGAGCAGGCAAGGAUACUGCUCGACAUGGCCGACGCCGACGCCGCCGCCGCGGCGGCGAAGCGCAAGAAGCGCGGCGCGAGGGAUCACCACCACGGCCGUGAGGCCCAGCUUGCGUCAAAGCUGAGGAAGCUGAACGAUGGCAAGCCCAGCACAUCCAUGGCGUUUGUACUGUAGCUAGUCGUUCACAACCCAAUCGCAGCCCAUGGGCCGGUUUCAGCUGGGCCGGCCCAAGCACAGAGAAUUUCACCGGCAUCCUGCACAACGAGAUGGCACGGCCGAGAUGACUACCGAUAGAGUAAAACGUGCUCGGUUAAACACGAUUCGCCAUUUCGCCCCCACGUCGGCCCGCAGAUCGUACGAGGUCUCUCCACGACACACAUUUGCAUUAGCCACUGCACACAAAACCAUAUGUGCACAGCAAAAAGAUCAACUGGAGGCAAUGGGUGGAUUUUGCCGACAUGUGGGCGUUUAUUUUCCUUGGACAAGAUCAGUGCUUUCCACGGUAGCAGAUCUAGAUCCACAGGUAUAAUGCAUUUGCAUAUGGUCACAACAAUGUCAGGUCUUUAUGAAACACGCGCCUCUGCAAGACUGCAACAUACAGCCUUCACAAACGUACAACCUGCGUUUAAUUUCGGCCUUAAGCCACAGAAUGUUAACGAUUCUAUCUACCAACUGUAACUGCAUAUAGCCACAUUCAUGACUGAUAAGAUAAUUUCAGAUAAAAGUAGUAGAUGAAAUUUGAGCUAUUUAAUCAUGUAUUAAGUUAAAAAAGUUGAAAUAUCUUAUAGUAUAUGAAAUGGAAGUAGUAUAGGAGUCCGCAUAACAUUGUGAUAGGAAUAGACAAAGGUAAAAUUGCUCAAGACUUCAAACCUACUCCCAAAAUAAGCAAACGUAAAAUAAGAUGGAAAAUAACCUAGUAUAAAGAAUCUGGAUAUGGCUAUAUCUUAUCAUAUUUUAGGUUUCUUUAUUUUGGAAAAAAAAAGUUUUGGGCUCAUUUGAAUUGCAGGAACGAAAAAAAAUAAAGCAAUAGAAAAAACAUAUGGUUCUGACAGAAAUGCAAGUGUAAAACUAUAAUUAUAAAAUACAAAAAAAAACAUAUGAAUAACUAUUAAAAUUACAUAAAUUUGAGAAGAGAUAAAGACUUAAAGGAAACUUCCCAUAAGAUUCUACCUCUUAAAUUUCCUCCAAAACUUACAUGAAAUGAGACA